Messenger RNA from Ipomoea nil (Japanese morning glory), 2136 nucleotides. RefSeq names its product putative E3 ubiquitin-protein ligase RING1a. The record is from RefSeq and is a predicted model, not a curated record. Bases 249 to 1790 code for a protein of 513 amino acids. NCBI's taxonomy places the organism in Eukaryota, Viridiplantae, Streptophyta, Magnoliopsida, Solanales, Convolvulaceae. The transcript is spliced from 10 exons.
AGUGAAAAAUCUUGCGUCUAGUCCUCCCCUUUCGUCUCUUUCUCUUCGUAGAAAGCGAAGAGCACAGUUUACAUAUACAUUCUUAUCAAUUUGCCCUCUCCCAAUUUUGCUUCUUCUUUGAAUAUCUCCACUUAUAUGUAUAUAGAUUACAAAUAUACGUAUGCGUAUAUGUUGAUAUGUGCAUAUAGAUGACGGAGGGAGGAGCCAAUAAUCUGUAAAGGCAAAGCGUGGGCGCAGAGAGGAGGGAAAUGCCGGCGCAGAAGCGCUAUUCGUCGAAUUAUCAGGACGAAGACGAUGAUGAGAGCUUGUAUCAGCCCCAACACCGGCGGAAUCAACGGCGCCGUGGGAAGCAAUCUCGACGUCGCGGUGGUGGCGGCGGGGAACAAAACCGAGCUCCGGAAGACGAGCUACAGCAACAGCAGCAACGAAUCCAGCUAGAAACGGGAGAGCAGGAACGGGCGCAGCUGGAGGAGCAGGCGCCCAAUCAUGAUCAGGAAUCAAUCAGAGAAUCUUCUGAGGAUGGUUACGUAUUUAGUGAAGAAUAUAACACACAUCCACACACGCACCCAAUCUAUUCUGAUGGGAGUGGAACUGAUCCUGAAGACUUUGACGAGUUGAUUUCUGUGUCACGAUCAGAUAUUCGUGGCAAUGUACAAUGCCCAAUAUGCCUAGGUAUCAUCAAGAGAACUCGUGUUGUGAUGGGGUGCCAACACCGUUUUUGCAGGGAGUGCAUUGAUAAGUCAAUGAGAUUGGGGAACAAUGAGUGUCCUGCUUGCCGCAUACACUGUGCUAGUCGGCGUUCGUUAAGAGACGAUCCCAUCUUUGAUGCAAUAAUUCAGGCAAUAUAUCCAGAUGUUGAGAAGUACGAAGAGGAGGAACUUGUGUUUCAUGAAGAGGAGAGAGCACUUAAUCAGCAGAUCCAAGCGUCCAUUGCCCAAAUUUCUCAACGACAAUCGGAAGCAUUAAACAAGAGGCGGAAAUUGAAUAAAGAUCUGAUUACUACAUCUACACCCAGAGGAUCUCGUAAUUAUCAGAAUGCUUAUUCAAGGAGAAGAAGAAACAGCCAGACCACUGAACUUCACCAAUCCGAUCAUAAUGAGAGUGAAGAUGAUCCUGAGCACAAAUCUCCAACCGAUGAACAUGGGACACAAAUCAAGCCCAGGAGACGCAACAGACGCACAGAAACCCCAUCCAACCAGGCCUAUCCAUCACCAUCAGCCAUCAAUCCAGAAGAUGGACGCAGGGAAAAUUCUGCUGAAAGAAUCAGAGAAAAUCCAGAUGAUUCCUCUGGACAUGUUGCACCUGUACUAAAGCCAGAAGCAUUUACUUGGGGUCGAGGUGGUGUGAGGAGUCAUGUCCGACAUGGAAGUGCUGGUAGCAGCAGAAAUGUUCAUGCCAACCGGUUAUCCAAGUUAACUAAUUAUCUUAAGAGUGGACAGAGAAAUGAAUCCCAGCAAGACGCACACCUUCAGCUUGUUUCCUUGAAUGUAGAAGAAACACCGAGUUUGGACAAGCCCUACCUUUGCUGUGAUUCAAAUUUGUCAAUUAAUGACAUCCGUGAACAUAUUGCUCGUGAGGUAAAAUCACAGGCAAACGACAUUGAAAUAGUGUCGUUGGAGGAGAAGGGCAAUGAAAAUAGUCCCACUCAGAACUCAUCAAACUCGUCGAGUGAGCUGCAAAUUUUGCCAGGCCAAGAAACCUUGGCUGGGAUUCAAUCCAACUACCAUUCUAGCAAGGACUUGACCCUAGGAUACAUGCAAAAGAAGACCAACAUAUGCAUCAUGGAUUAAGAUUUCACUACCUAAAGCAGCAGAGGGAUCAUCAAUAGGAAAAAUGGGGUUUUCUCUUUCGUUUAUUUGGUGACUGAGGAGAUCUGUCUUGAUUUUAACUUUCAAGAAAGAUAUUUUUCUGUGUUUUGGUUGGUGUUUUUUUUUGUUUUUUUUUUUCUUUGUUUUAUAUUUGGAAGAUGUAUAUUAAUUUUACAGCUGGGUUUAAGAAGAAAAAUUUAGCCCAUAUGACAUGCCCAGCUACUCCAAAUUGCUAUAGAUGUUAAAACAAUGAUCUUUUAUCUUUAAUCUAUGUAUUAAUGUGAAUAGAACAUCAAUGGAUUGUCAAUCAAAUUUUAUGUAUUUCAUA